AGCUACAUUCAUAUCUAUUAAAAAAGAACAAAAUAAAAAUUUUUGAAAUAAUUAAUACGAUUUUAACUUUAGUCUAUUAGACAGUUAGGAUAGACAACUAAUCUUUACUGCAUUUGAUUGUGUCAUAAACAAAAGAAAGAUAAAGUGAACGUCUUCAUGAAACCGCCAUUGUCAUAAGAAUGAAGACUUUUUCUAAGGAUUCCAAGUGGUCACUAACAUUAAACAAAACAAAAAAAUCAAUUCCUAUUCAUUUAGCUGUUGUCACAACCAAACCAUUGGCGGGGAACAUGAUUUCUCACAUUUAUUAUAACGGAAUUUUAUAUUCAACAUUAUUUAAACAAUCAUUUAGUUGAUUGUUGCUCGAAAUUGAAAGGAAGGAAAAUUAAGCCAAAGUGGUGGUGUGAAUGUAGUUCAAAAAAAUUUACCACAAUAUAUUGAUUUUCGAUUCAGCUUGAAUUAUGGUUGUUGUAACCAAAAGAAAAAGAAAAUACCCCAAUACAAAAAAUUAUGUCAUUCUUUACAAAAGAAUAAAGAAAAAAAAAGCAAGAGUUUAACUACUAGUUAAGAAAAAAAAUGUUGCAAAAGAACAUGAUUUUCAAUGUUAAAUAGUGAUGUAAUGACGUAUUUUAACAAUAGACUAAAAUUUUAAGUUGCAUUUUUUAUAUUUUCAAAGGAUGAAGAAAAGAUGUUUUCGUUUUUAUGCCAAAAGUCGAUGACACUGCAACACAUGCAAAUACAAACAUGUAAUAAGUAGUACAUACAUACAUACAUUCGGUGUACAUAUAAACAUUAAGUAUACUAUGUAGAUCUGCAUAUAGUGUAUCUUUUUAUCAUGUUUGAAAAUCAACACAAUUUUAUUUUGUAUUUUACUUGAGGAUUAUUUAAUUUCAUUUAUUAUGUAUUUGUAACUCUGCAGUCAUGUAAAUAGAGCAGUAAAUGUUUGCACAACCUGGUGAACUACUCGUAUGUACUUUAAUUCGUAAAAAACAAAAACUACUCGUAUUUACAACGGCCGUUACUUACAUUCAUUCUCCUUGCUCUCUUUUGAUUUGGAAAAAGGCUACAAAGGCAACAUCAAAUAAAGAAAGAGUAAAGGGGAGUAAAGUUCACGAAGCAAACCACCGAAUACUAAAAGUGAGGAUAGAAUGAAUACGUCAUAAUUGUUGGUUUAAAGGUUACCAUGGAGCUUGUGCAAAACAUUGUUAUUUUUUUAUAUAUUUUUUUCUUUUAUUAUUCUUCAUACUCUACUGCUAGAUUUGAUAGUUAUUUUCAUAUGAAUGUACGUUUGAAUGUUGUAUAUUUAUUUAGUCAUUGAAUAGGCUUGAAUUUUCUGGUGGCGAAUUAGUGGCGCCUUCAUGUGUAGCAAGCAGACUUACUUUUACGAACCUACAAAUAUUACACAAGGAAAAAAAGGACAUUUUGUUAGUAUUUCAACGGUAAAUCUAAAUAGACAUCUCAAUGGUUUGGGGCUAACAAAACAAAAAAGUUGUAAAAAGUUCAAUUUGUUAUUAGUUUUUAUUUGUUGUAGUCAUCGCUGUAGGCUGGCGUCGCUGCGGUUGACUCAUUCGAUAGUUCGUUUAUACACUCGUAUGUUCUUACGAACGAAAUUUACAUACACGCGAAAACAAAUAUGAAGCAAAUUAUCCUUUGUGUGUCUCGUCCAUUUUUCAUUUUUUGUCAUUCAUUCCGUUUUGCUGUUCAUUAGUGUAGAGUGUUAGAAGAAACAGGAUAAUUUGGUUUUGUAAAGUCGUCUUUUUGUUCUAUUGGAAAUUUGUUCGAUUAUUUAUUUUUAAAAAGAAUAAAUUUAUAAAACCGUUUCGUUCACAAAGCUAAAGUGUUUCGUUGUUAUUGUUGUUGCUGUUGCUUAGAUAGACCGGGAUAAAACGGGUAAGACUCUCCACAACAAGAUGCCAUCAGCACCUACACACACUGCCGAGGAGGCUCGUCUACUGGGAACCAUGCCAGUUGAUCCCAUGGACGAUAUUGAGCUGCGCUCUGUGCAAUUGCAAUUCCCUCAUGCUCGUGGCUCUAUUAUUGAUGCUUGCGACCAAAGACGCAUACCAACGGAUAAAGGUGAUGUUUUAGUGGCUAUACAAGGUGAUACAACGAAACCAGCCAUUUUAACUUAUCAUGAUUUGGGAUUGAAUUAUGCAACCAGUUUUGCUGGAUUUUUCAAUUAUCCUUUGAUGCGAGGUUUAUUAGAAAAUUUCUGCGUUUAUCAUGUAACUGCACCGGGCCAAGAGGAAGGCGCACCCACUUUACCAGAAGAUUACAUUUAUCCAACAAUGGAAGAACUGGCCAGUCAAUUACAAUUUGUUUUAUCCCAUUUUGGUCUCAAGUCGGUUAUUGGCUUUGGCAUUGGAGCUGGAGCAAAUAUUUUGGCACGCUUUGCAUUAGCUCAUCCCGAUAAAGUAGGAGCCAUGUGUCUUAUUAAUUGUGUUUCUACCCAAUCGGGAUGGAUUGAAUGGGGCUACCAAAGUUUUAAUGCCCGUUAUCUACGUACUAAAGGUAUGACUCAAGGUGUAAUUGACUACUUGAUGUGGCAUCAUUUCGGACGUAAUCCCGAGGAACGUAAUCACGAUUUAGUACAAAUGUACAAACAGCAUUUCGAACGUGGUAUUAAUCCCACCAAUUUGGCCAUGUUCAUCAAUUCUUACAUUCAUCGCAACGACCUUAAUAUCUCACGUACACCACCCGGUACACCUGGAACUGAACCAUCUGCUGCAACUUUAAAAAUGCCUAUUAUGAAUAUAACUGGUGCUUUAUCACCACAUGUUGACGACACCGUAACAUUCAAUGGCCGUUUGGAUCCAACCAAUUCGACAUGGAUGAAGAUAUCGGACUGCGCCAUGGUUUUAGAGGAACAACCAGCUAAGUUGGCCGAAGCCUUUAGGCUUUUCUUACAAGGCGAAGGCUACGCUACGCCGCUUUCAACACCAGCAUCAUCACCUUGCGGUACUAAGUACUUAUCGUAUUCGAAUAUUUUCUUUGCCAACUUUAAAGAGGAACAGGAACGGGUCUUGGCCGAGAAAUUGAAACAUCAGCAGCAACAACAACCCACACGUAUACGCACCAAUACUCGUUUGUGUCGCGAAACAGCCAUUAACAAUAACAAUGAUUGCUCAUCGGAAUCCCAGGACUACGUAUCAACAUUGGAUAAUGGAAACGUGCAAAUCAAUGAAACUGCCAAUAUUUUAUAUGAACACAAUUCCGAAAUACUAGACAACAUCGACGAGGAGGAGGAAUGCUCAUUAAAAAAGCACACUAUCAAUGGAACAUUGUACACAACUGCAUCCACAAAUGGUGGUCCAACCGCACAGUCAAAAAAGAUACGCAUUACUGAAAACCCACUGCCGGAACCAGUUAGCUGUUAAAUCAUUUUAGAAAUUCAACAGAAUUUCAUAAUAAUAAUUGCAUGAGUAUGUUUUCGUAAGUUUAGUUUUUUAGUUCCAUUUUCCUUCAUACCACUCUAGUGUACCACAUCCUUUCCCACUACCAUUUCCUCCUUCAAGACACUUAAGUAUUGAUCAAUCUUUAACUUAUAAUAGUGGUUUUAUAUAGAUAGAUUGGAUAGUGUGGCUUUCCUAAACUAAUUAGUUGUAACACACGAGUUUUAUUAUUAUUAAUUAAUCUAGUUAUCAACAAAUUGUAAAAGAGAAUCAAUUUACUUAUGCUUUUUGUAGUGAAGAAAUCCAAAUAAUGAAUAAUAAUAAUAUCAAAGACUCUACAGCGGAAUGUCGUUUAUAUGUAUUCCUGGAAUAUAAAUAUAAUGCUACUCAACAAAACAACAAAAAGGAUCUGCCUACAUUUGACUACUUGUACUAUAAAAUCCCAUUCACAAAAUUCUCUAAAUUCUGAAGUCCAAAAUAAUUAAUUUGAAUUUCGUUUGACGUCAAAUAUUGUUUCAAAUGUCAAUUUUCACAAAACUUGACGGUCUAUAUCUAUAUAAAAAUUUAGUAUCGACAUUCUGCUGUAAGUUGAUUAUAUUAGUUUUAAGUUAUACAAUAUUGUAUAUCUAAAAAUACGUCCAUAUUGUUCAAAUGUUUGACGAAAUAAGCCCUGAUGUCUGCAAAUAUUGAUGAAACGAACAAUAUAAAUAACAACUGUGUUCUAUUAAAAAAUUAUUUAUCAAAAAGUAAAAUAAAUAGAUUUUUAGUCGUGCAGCUUAUUUCGACAAAUAUUCUAGAAAAUAAAACUUAACUAAAUGGAAUUUUAUUUCAAAUAUUUUUUGUUCAAUUUGUUUGUGAUUGUAGCAGAAAUUAAUACAUAUGUAUGAAUUUAUGUAUAAGCGAUACUUUAUAACCCCCAAAACAGUUGUUUGUAGUUAGUUAAGUAGAAUCUAAAAGAAAACACUUUCAAAUUGUUAAUGAAUAUAUUAAAAAUUAGAUAAUUAUAAAUGUCCAUUUUAAUUUGAAACCCAAAUUUAGAAUAACGAUAAUAAAAUUAUGUAUUUUCAUAGAUGUUAGAUAAUGCCGCUAUCGAAACUUGGAUAAAGUUAUACAUAGUUAAAAGCAUAACAAGCAAAUAGGAAAAAUCACUAAUAAUUUAUUGUAGAACGUUUCAAAAUUUUUGUAAAUUUAAACAUUUCAAUGCGUUCUUUUAUAAACUUUCUCAUUUGAAUUGAAGUCGCAAUAUUUUUUUUGAAAAAUUGCAUUUCCACUCAUAAAUUAUUUUGAAAUUUUAUUACGAAUAGUUGAAUUUUUAGUUCACUUUGUGCCUGAAAACACAUAUGGAAACACACUUACGCAUACACACAAAUUUAAAACACAUUAAUUUUAUUAAUUAUAAAAAUAAAAAGAAAAACAAGUAAAAAACUGCGAGCUUUCAAUACGAUAAGAAGAAAAACUGCUUAAAUUUAAAAAUAACCAAAAAGGCACCAAAUUAUAAAAUUAUUUCUUAUUAGUUACUUCUUUUUUUAUUGAAGCAAUAAUAAUUUGACAGUGCCUCUUUAAAUGAUAAAUACAUAAAUACAAACAAUAAAAUAAGUAAAUAAAUAUUAUAAAAAAUAAAUAAAACUUUAAAAGGAACCAUUGUAUAGCAUAUCAAAAAAAAAUGUUACGGUAUUUAUUACAACAAAACCAAACAACUUAAGGAAUUUAAAACAAUUGAUUUAUUUUUUUGUAAGUCAUUUUUAUUUAUUUUUUAAACUCUUAAAAAGCAAAAAAUAUAU
Lucilia sericata (common green bottle fly) is the source of this 5170-nucleotide messenger RNA. It is a transcript of the gene MESK2, whose product is annotated as protein NDRG3. The transcript is spliced from 7 exons. The record is from RefSeq and is a predicted model, not a curated record. Gene Ontology annotation, biological process: signal transduction. Lineage: Eukaryota; Metazoa; Arthropoda; Insecta; Diptera; Calliphoridae. Gene Ontology annotation, cellular component: cytoplasm. The coding region runs from base 1908 to 3374 and encodes 488 amino acids.